Molecule: messenger RNA, 760 nt
Organism: Drosophila ananassae
Lineage: Eukaryota; Metazoa; Arthropoda; Insecta; Diptera; Drosophilidae
Gene: Mpv17
Product: mpv17-like protein
Exons: 1
Coding region: 168-671 (167 amino acids)
Cellular component (GO): membrane; cytoplasm
Source: RefSeq, a predicted model, not a curated record
GUUAACUGUCACAGUGUUGUUGCAGACCGUUCCGGUUUGUCUGGGCCUUUGGGUUGACGUGACAACCCUUUUUCCUUAGCCCGCUAAAAAAAAAAAAUCACUAGCAUCGGCGGAGCAGAUGCAUAAUCACUAGUCGGUACACCUACACACAAGGAGAGGGAUUCGAAAUGGCUCUACGGGCGUACGUCGCGGAAAGCAUCAAUGUGGCAGCCAUAAUGGGUGUGGGCGAUGGCAUCGCCCAGUUUCUGAUCGAGAAGAGGUCACUGAGCGACUGGGAUGUGGGACGGACGGCGAGAUUCAGUGCCUUGGGCUUUGUGGUGGUUGGACCGGUACUGAGGACGUGGUUCACGUUCAUGGAGUCGAGAGUCUCGAAGAAGCACACACCGAUGCGUCGCGGCCUUACCAAAAUGGUGAUGGAUCAGGGCUUGUUCGCGCCAGUCUUCACGCUGGCCAUGUCCUAUAUGGUGCCCAAGAUAAACGGCGAAGAGGAGGAGAAAAUACGGAACAGAAUCCGAGACACGUACUUCACCAUACUAAGCAGGAACUACAUGCUAUGGCCGAUGGCGCAAUUCAUCAACUUCUCGUUCGUGCCCCUCCAAUACCAGGUGAUCUAUGUCCAGUGCAUAGCCCUGUUGUGGAACAGCUACCUCUCGAUGAUGCUCAACAAGUAGUAGGAUCCCCAACUCGUGUUCACACUCCAUGGAGCGGCUCCAUGACAAUCUCUCCAAUAAAUUUGUAAUAUGUAGGCUUGUACCAAACA